UCCUGAAGUGGGCCACUCCACUCCACCCCCUCCUCUCCCCUCUCCUCCGGACCCACGCAUGGACUCAAGCAGCUUGAAAAGAAGGCAGUGAGGUAAGGCAACUUUUCAGAGGAGAGAUAAAUGGUGAAAGGGAAGUCUGCUGUUGGUUUCCUGGACUUGGGUGUUGGAGUUACAAUAGGAGGCAAUCCCCUUUUCCUGUGUGUGUUUUCUGUCCGCCCUCACCAGCGGGAGCAGGAACUGGGCUGAAGAAGACUUCUGGAUGCAGCAGCAAAGAGGAGGACCAGCCAAAAGAGGAGAAAGUGAUAAAACAGAGACAGGAGCAGCAGGAAUUGGACUGAGAAGACAGGGGGAAGACAGAGUCGGAAUCUAGAGGGACUUUUUAAAGAGCAGACAGAAGAAGUAAUAGGAGGUAAAGGGGACCAAAGAAGGAACUCACCUGACUCACUUCUCUGCUCUGCCAGGAGGAACAACUUCCUUCCUUCCCUCUCCUCCCUCCCUUCCCUUUCCCUCUCCCCUGACAUGGGCCGCCUGCUGGCCCUGACCCUUGCCCACCUGGCCUACCUGCUGGCCACCGUGAUCGCCUCGGAGCGCCAACAGCACCACGUGCAGCACGGCCCCUGCAGCUACACCUUCAUCCUCCCCGAGGUGGAGCACUGCCAUCCAUUAAAAGACUUCCAGGUCACCAACACCCUCCAGAGGGACUCCCCGCCUGAGGCAGAGCCUGAGUCAAGCCAAUCCAAGCCGGGAAAGGCCCAAAAGGAGAGGCCUUCCUGGCAGGAGAGGAAGCUCGAAAAUCUAGAGAGCGCCAUGGAGAAUAACACCCAGUGGCUGCAGAAGCUGGAGAACUUCAUCCAGGAGAAUGUGCGCUCUGGGAUGGAGGAAAUGAAAAGAACUGCGGUACACACCCAGACAGCUGCCAUGCUGGAGAUGGGAACCAACCUCCUCAGCCAAUCAGCGGAGCAGACUCGCAAACUGACAGACGUUGAGACCCAGGUGUUAAACCAGACAAGUCGCCUGGAGAUCCAGCUGCUCGAGUACUCGCUCUUUACUAACCGGCUGGAGAAACAUAUUCUCCUGCAGACUCAGGAGAUCUCACGCCUCAGUGAUAAAAACAGUUUUCUGGAGCAGAGGCUCUUAGCGCUGGAGGCUCGGUAUGGGAGGGAGCUGCAGGGCUUGCAGAGCGAAAAGCAGCAGCUUCAAGAGCUUCUGGAGAGGCAGAGUCGACUGGUCAGUCAGCUCCAGGGCGAACUGGGCAGCUCCACGCUCAACAGCACCUUACUACAGAGACAGCAGGCCGUACUCACGGACACGGUUCAGCAGCUGCUGGCUAUGGUCAACCACUGCAAUGAAAUCUCCAAUAUGCCCAAGGAGGAGCCGCUCAGUUUCAGGGACUGCGCGGAGAUCCUGCGAUCCGGAGUGACAGAGAGUGGAAUAUAUAGCAUACGCCUCCCGAACUCCACGCAGACUGUCAAGGUGUUCUGUGACAUGAAGACUAGCGGUGGAGGGUGGACGGUGCUGCAGCAUCGGAGAAAUGGCUCCGUAAACUUCCACCGUGUCUGGAGGGACUACAAAAUGGGCUUUGGAGAGCUGUCUGGGGAACACUGGCUGGGGAAUGAUAUCAUCCACAGGCUGACCAGCUCGCAGGAAUACAGUCUGCAUGUCCAGCUAAAAGACAGAGAGGGGAACGAAGCUUUCUCGCAUUACGAUCGCUUCUACAUAGAUGGAGAGGACAACAACUACAGCCUUCACGUCGAGGGCUUCAGUGGCACAGCUGGACGGACAAGCAGCCUCACCCACACUGGCACCCAGUUCAGCACCAAGGACAGAGACAACGACCGCUGCACCUGCAAGUGCGCUCAGCUCGCAUCUGGAGGUUGGUGGUUUGAGGCUUGCGGUCCAUCCAACCUGAAUGGCAUAUAUUACCCCAGCUCAUCCAGUGUGAUUCGCUACAACGGUAUUAAGUGGUACUAUUGGAAGGGUCCUAACCUGAUGGCGACCAUGACAACCAUGAUGGUGCGCCCAGCAAACUUCUGACGGCAUGGCUUGGCCUCCAAUCAAUAUAAUGAACAAUAUCCAGGAAAAUGUAUAUAUUGGGAGGAAAUUCGAAUCUGACUGUUGAUACUUCAAGCUUCUGGACAUUUUGAAGCACGGCUUUGGCAACUACCUGAGGACACGCGCCGACUUUGAGCAAAUGACUGUGGUUUGAGUGAAUUCCUGAGUGAGAAAUUCAAUCAACAAUAUCAUUCACAAAGUUGCCCAGAUAUUUUAAUAUGGACAACUUGGACAGGAAGAAGGUAUGAGCUUUUCUACAAAUUACAAAACACAACUGAUCACAUCAUAUUUUAACAUAUGAUCAGUAACUCAACUUCAAAUAAAAUUCAACUGAUUAAUGGAUAAACUCUUAGAGACACUUUAUAGCAAUAUCUAUUUUCAUAUCAAAGUCUGAGAAUGCGUCUGUUUGUUUGCUGUAAAUAAAUAUGACUAAACUGCAA
This is a messenger RNA of Epinephelus lanceolatus (giant grouper), 2492 nucleotides long. It is a transcript of the gene angpt2b, whose product is annotated as angiopoietin 2b. Gene Ontology annotation, biological process: blood coagulation. Lineage: Eukaryota; Metazoa; Chordata; Actinopteri; Perciformes; Serranidae. The record is from RefSeq and is a predicted model, not a curated record.